Messenger RNA from Hansenula anomala, 3264 nucleotides. It is a transcript of the gene CDC60, whose product is annotated as leucine--tRNA ligase CDC60. The coding region runs from base 1 to 3264 and encodes 1087 amino acids. The transcript has 2 exons. NCBI's taxonomy places the organism in Eukaryota, Fungi, Ascomycota, Saccharomycetes, Phaffomycetales, Wickerhamomycetaceae. The record is from RefSeq and is a predicted model, not a curated record. Gene Ontology annotation, molecular function: aminoacyl-tRNA deacylase activity; ATP binding; leucine-tRNA ligase activity. Gene Ontology annotation, biological process: leucyl-tRNA aminoacylation.
AUGGCUGAUGCUAAGACUAUUGUUCUUGAGAACACUGCUCGUAGAGAUGUUCUUAUUGAUAUAGAAAAAAAAUACCAAAAGAUCUGGGCGGAUGAAAAGAUCUUUGAACUAGAUGCUCCUUCUUUAGAAGAAGAAACUGUUGAUAUUGACAUUGAUGAAUUACACGCCAAGUACCCAAAAUUCAUGAGUUCAAUGGCUUACCCAUAUAUGAAUGGUGUUUUACAUGCUGGUCACUGUUUUACUUUGUCCAAGGUUGAAUUCAGCGUUGGUUUUGAACGUAUGCGUGGUAAAAGAGCUUUAUUCCCAUUAGGUUUCCAUUGUACUGGUAUGCCAAUUGCUGCUUGUGCUGAUAAAUUAGCUCGUGAAGCUGAACAAUUUGGUGAUGAUUACACUGGAGCUCCACCUGCAGAAGAAGAAGAAGAAGAAGUUGCUGCUCCAAAGCCUCAAGCUAAAUCUGAAGAUGUCUCUAAAUUCAAAGCUAAAAAAUCUAAAGCUGCCGCUAAACAAGGUCGUGGUAAAUUUCAAUUCGAGAUUAUGUUGCAAUUAGGUAUAAAAAGAGAAGACGUUGUCAAAUUCGCUGAUGCAAACUAUUGGUUAGAAUAUUUCCCACCUUUAUGUAAAAAAGAUUGUGACAGUUUUGGUGCUCGUAUUGAUUGGCGUCGUUCCAUGAUCACCACUGAUGUUAACCCAUACUAUGAUCAAUUUGUCAAAUGGCAAAUUACUAGGUUAAAAGAUAUUGGUAGAAUAAAGUUUGGUGAAAGAUACACUAUCUACUCUGAAAAAGAUGGUCAAGCAUGUAUGGAUCACGAUAGACAAUCUGGUGAAGGUGUUACUCCACAAGAAUACACCGGUAUUAAAAUUGAAGUCACCGAAUUUGCUGACCCAUCGGUUGCUGAAAACUUGGACAAGUCUAAAAAGGUUUAUUUGAUUGCUGCUACUUUACGUCCAGAGACUAUGUAUGGUCAAACUUGUUGUUUUGUUUCACCAAAAAUUGAUUAUGGUAUCUUUGAUAAUGGUGAUUAUUACUUCAUUACCACUGAACGUGCUUAUAAAAACAUGUCAUACCAAAAAUUAACUCCAAAACGUGGUGAUUACGCUUCUGUUGCUGUCGUUAAUGGUUCCAAAUUAAUCGGUUCUAAAAUUUCAGCCCCAUUAUCGAUCCAUAAAGAAUUAAGAGUUUUACCUAUGGAAACCGUUCUGGCUACUAAGGGUACCGGUGUUGUCACUUGUGUUCCAUCUGAUUCCCCAGAUGAUUACAUCACUACAAAGGAUUUACAAAACAAACCAGAAUACUACGGUAUUCAAAAGGAAUGGGUUAAUGAACCAGUUCCUUUAAUUCGUACUGAGAAAUAUGGUGAUAUGUGUGCUGAAUACUUGUGUAAUGAAUUGAAAAUUCAAUCACCUAAAGAUGCCUUACAGUUAGCUAAAGCUAAAGAAGCUGCUUACAAAGAAGGUUACUAUAACGGUACUUUAAUCUAUGGUCCUUACACUGGUGAAAAAGUUGAGGUUGCUAAACCAAAAGUUAAAGCUGAUUUAAUUGCUGCUGGUCAAGCUUUCUCCUACAAUGAACCAGAAGCUCCAGUUGUUUCACGUUCAGGUGAUAGCUGUAUUGUUUCCCUAGAAGAUCAAUGGUAUGUUGAUUAUGGUGAAGAAUCAUGGAAAGCUGACGCAUUAGAAGCUUUACAUGACAUGAACACAUUCACCACUGAAACUCAAAAUGCUUUUGAAGGUGUUUUAGAUUGGUUAAAGAACUGGGCGGUUUGUCGUACUUAUGGUUUAGGUACUAAAUUACCAUGGGAUGAAAAAUACCUUGUUGAAUCAUUAUCUGACUCUACCAUUUACCAAUCGUUUUAUACCAUUUCACAUUUAUUGCAUAAGGAUUUCUAUGGUAGAGAAGAGGGUGAGCUUGGUAUCAAAGCUGAACAAAUGACCAGUGAUGUCUUUGAUUACAUCUUUUUACGUAAAGAAGACAUCAAAACUGAUAUUCCAAUUGAGCACUUACAACGUUUAAGAAGAGAAUUUGAAUAUUUCUAUCCAUUAGAUGUUAGUGUUUCUGGUAAAGAUUUAAUUCCAAACCAUUUGACCUUUUUCAUUUAUUGUCAUACUGCUCUUUUCCCAAAGAGAUACUGGCCACAAGGUAUUCGUGCUAAUGGUCAUUUGUUAUUAAACAACAACAAGAUGUCUAAAUCAACUGGUAACUUCAUGACUUUGGAACAAAUUGUUGAAAAAUUCGGUGCCGAUGCCUCUCGUAUCGCUUUAGCUGAUGCUGGUGAUACCGUUGAAGAUGCCAAUUUUGAAGAAUCAAGUGCUAAUGCUGCAAUUUUGAGAUUGACUACUUUGAAAGAAUGGUCUGAAGAUGCUAUCAAGAGAGUUGAUACUUUUAGAACUGGUGAAUUUGACUUCUUUGAUAUUGCGUUUGAAAAUGAAUUGAAUGAAUUGAUUGAAGAAACUUACAAACAAUACGAUGAAAGUAAUUACAAAGCUGCUUUGAAAACAGGUUUAUUUGAUUACCAAACUGCUCGUGAUUACUACCGUGAAAGUUGUGAAGUUAUGCAUCGUGAUUUAGUUUUACGUUACAUUGAAACUCAAAUUUUGUUAUUAACUCCAAUUGUUCCACAUUUUGCUGAAUAUAUUUACCGUGAAGUUUUAGGUAAAAACACAACUGUUCAAGAUGCUAAAUUCCCAAGAGCUACCAAACCAGUUGAUUUAUCAAUUUCUGAAGGUUUAGAGUACAUUCGUUACUUGACUCGUUCAAUUCGUGAAACUGAAGGUGCUCUGAUGAAGAAAAAGAAAGGUAAACCAUCCGAACUUGAUUCUUCAAAACCAGUUAAGUUAACCAUCUUUGUUUCUGAAUCAUUCCCAGAAUGGCAAAAUAAUUAUAUUGAAUUGGUUCGUGAACUGUUUGAAAAACAAUCAUUAAAUGAUAACAAUGUUAUCAAGCAAAAGGUUGGUAAAGAUAUGAAACGUGCUAUGCCAUUCAUCAGUAACUUGAAACAACGUUUAACCAAAGAAUCACCAUCUGUUGUUUUCAACAGAGAAUUGAAUUUCAGUGAAGUUGAAACCAUUAAGAAUGCUCUUGACAAUAUCAAACGUGCUUCAUCAAUUGUUAAAACUAAAGAAGUUCAAGUUGUUUCAUUCAAAAACGGUGCCAGUAAAGGUAAAGAUGUUUUAACUGGUGAAGAAGUUCCAAUCUUGAUCACUGGUAAAAUCAUCGAUAGUGCUGUUCCAGGUCAACCAGGUCUUCUGAUGACAAACAUUGAUUAG